Salvelinus fontinalis (brook trout) is the source of this 6901-nucleotide messenger RNA. Its product is annotated as potassium voltage-gated channel subfamily H member 5-like. Gene Ontology annotation, cellular component: membrane. The record is from RefSeq and is a predicted model, not a curated record. Bases 163 to 3198 code for a protein of 1011 amino acids. Gene Ontology annotation, biological process: potassium ion transmembrane transport; regulation of membrane potential. Gene Ontology annotation, molecular function: voltage-gated potassium channel activity. Lineage: Eukaryota; Metazoa; Chordata; Actinopteri; Salmoniformes; Salmonidae. The transcript has 11 exons.
CUUCGGAGGCGCGCGUCUGUGCCACAGUGCGCUCUCAGCCGCUGAAGCGCAGUGUUACAAUGAGCUUCUCCAUCCCACCGGCUAAUACCCACCCACACUGCCGUACUCCGAUAAGCAGCAUCAAAACCGCCCACCACCUCACAACCACCGCCUGGCCCCAGGAUGCCCGGGGGAAAGAGAGGGCUUGUGGCACCGCAGAAUACUUUUUUGGAAAACAUUGUCCGGCGCUCAAGUGAGACCAGCUUCCUCCUGGGGAACGCCCAGAUCGUGGAGUGGCCUGUAGUCUACAGUAAUGACGGAUUCUGCAAGCUCUCUGGGUUCCACAGGGCUGAGGUUAUGCAAAAGAGCAGCACUUGCAGUUUUAUGUAUGGAGAGCUGACGGACAAGAAGACAAUAGACAAAGUCAGAGAGACAUUUGAUAAUUAUGAGUCCAACUGCUUUGAGGUCUUGCUAUACAGGAAGAACAGGGCGCCAGUGUGGUUCUAUAUGCAGGUGGCCCCCAUCAGGAAUGAGAAUGACAAAGUGGUUCUCUUCCUGUGCACCUUCAAAGACAUCACUGUCUUCAAGCAGCCCAUCGAGGACGAGUCCACUAAGGGUAAGGACGAGUCCACUUCGGGAUGGACCAAGUUUGCGCGGCUGACACGGGCACUGACACAUAAUAACCGCAACACCAGCCACCAUACCACACCACAGCAGCUCACUCCUAUGAGCAGCCACGAGGUCAGCCAACCCAAGCAAUCCCGUCUGGCAGAGGUUCUCCAGCUAGGCUCAGACAUCCUCCCCCAGUACAAACAGGAGGCUCCUAAGACUCCCCCUCACAUCAUCCUCCACUACUGCACCUUCAAGACCACCUGGGACUGGGUCAUCCUCGUCCUCACCUUCUACACGGCCAUCAUGGUGCCCUACAACGUGUCCUUCAAGACCAAGCAGAACAACAUCGUAUGGCUGGUGCUGGACAGUGUGGUGGAUGUCAUCUUCCUGGUGGACAUCGUACUCAACUUCCACACCACCUUCGUGGGGCCCGGUGGGGAGGUCAUCUCAGACCCCAAGCUGAUCAGGAUGAACUACCUGAAGACCUGGUUCGUCAUCGACCUGCUGUCCUGCCUGCCCUAUGACAUCAUCAAUGCCUUUGAGAAUGUGGAUGAGGGUAUUAGCAGUCUGUUCAGCUCUCUGAAGGUGGUGCGUCUGCUGCGUCUGGGCCGGGUGGCCCGUAAACUGGACCACUAUCUGGAAUAUGGAGCAGCUGUAUUGGUCCUACUGGUGUGUGUGUUUGGCCUGGUGGCUCACUGGCUGGCCUGCAUCUGGUACAGCAUUGGCGACUACGAGGUCAUUGACGAGGUCACCAACACUAUCAAGACGGACAGCUGGCUCUACCAGUUAGCUAUCAACCUCGGCUCGCCUUAUUGCUUCAAUGCCAGCGGCUCAGGCCAAUGGGAGGGUGGCCCCGGAAAAGACUCUCUGUACAUCACGUCUCUUUACUUCACCAUGACCAGCCUGACCACCAUCGGGUUCGGCAACAUUGCCCCCACCACGGAUGGAGAGAAGAUCUUCUCUGUGGCCAUGAUGAUGGUGGGCUCUCUCCUGUAUGCCACCAUCUUUGGAAAUGUGACCACCAUCUUCCAGCAGAUGUACGCCAACACCAACCGCUACCACGAGAUGCUGAACAACGUGAGGGACUUCCUCAAGCUCUACCAGGUGCCCAAUGGGCUGAGUGAGAGGGUGAUGGACUACAUUGUCUCUACAUGGUCCAUGUCCAAGGGCAUCGACACUGAGAAGGUGCUGUCUAUCUGUCCUAAAGACAUGCGAGCAGACAUCUGUGUUCACCUGAACCGGAAGGUGUUCAAUGAGCACCCUGCGUUCCGCCUGGCCAGUGACGGCUGCCUGCGCUCGCUAGCCGGGGAGUUCCAGACCAUCCACUGCGCCCCCGGGGACCUCAUCUUCCAUGCUGGGGAGAGCGUCGACACACUCUGCUUUGUGGUGUCAGGGUCACUGGAGGUCAUCCAGGACGAUGAGGUCAUCGCUAUUCUAGGUAAAGGAGAUGUGUUUGGAGAUGUGUUCUGGAAAGAGACCACUCUUGCACACGCGUGUGCUAACGUGCGGGCGCUGACGUACUGCGACCUGCACGUCAUCAAGAGAGAGGCACUGCACAAAGUUCUGGAGUUCUACACAGCCUUUGCGAACUCCUUCUCACGCAACCUUAUCCUCACCUGCAACCUACGCAAGCGGGUCAUUUUUCGUAAGAUCAGUGACGUGAAGAAGGAGGAGGAGGAGCGCCAGCGUCAGAAGAACGAGGUUCAGCUGACCAUCCCCCAGGACCAUCCAGUCAGGAAGCUCUUCCAGAAGUUCAAGCAGCAGAAGGAGCUGCAGAGGAAUCAGGGGGCGUCCUCCCAGCUGGACCUGGAGAAGAACCAGCUCCAAGUGGAGCACCACCUUCACCCCAUCCCCCACAGCCUGCAGCUGUCCCACUCCAGCCUGCAGCACUCCCUGCCCCUCAACAUCCAGCGGCCCGGGCCCAACUCCUCCCUGCAGGGGCUCCAGAACGGGGCUCCCCAUACGGGCUGCAGCAGCAGUGUGCUCACCGUGUCCCAGGCCACGCCCAUGCAUUCUAGUCCUGCCAUGGGGGAGCCGCCUCCAGUCCGGCUCAAGUUGAGCAGCAGCCCUGCUCUGGUAAAGCCUCCUGCUGCCAGGGGCUGGGGGCGCCUCAAAAACGUGGCUGCCCCACCUCCCGUGGUCAGGAAGGAGGGACUGAACAAUGUAGCUAAAGCCGUUUCUGUGGAGAUGCUGUCUCAGAAGGGCAGGGGUCAGGAGGCGGGGCUCAGAGGAGGAGAGGGAGAGGACAACCGCCUCCAUAAGACAGACUCCUGCGACAGUGGCAUCACUAAGAGUGAGCUGCGUAUAGACAGGGCCGGGGAGGCCCCCCUGCCACACCCGUUCGGCCCCAUCCCAGAGCAGGCCCUGCAGGCUGCGCUGCAGGAGACCCGGCUGGAGCUCCGGGGGGACCUCCAGAUUCUGGGGGGCCGGCUGGGGGUCCUGGAGAAACAGGUGGCUCAGAUCUUCAAACUGCUGACCUCUACAGAGAAGAGGAGGCCGUCUCUACCUCUGGCCGCCACCCCCAAAACCAAAACCAAACGUCAGGACAUCUUCACUGUCUCCAGACCCGUUUCUCCUGACUUAGUGGACGAUGACGGGCACAUCUGAACAGGACAUAACACCACUGUUCGACGGACCUUAACAUUUGCACACAAACUUUUAACUCAUGUCCAUCAUGAGACCUUUCUUGAUUGUAAAUAUUUCUCUAUGCAUGUCCAGCUGGAUUCUGGCUUGCCAAAGAAACUAACAGUCUAUUCAGGGGCGCAACUUUGGUUUUAGAAGUGGGGGGGACAUAACCUGGCAGUGGGUCUGGGAGCACCUCUGAAUUUUGGGGGGCAUCUAAAGCUCAUUUCCUGCAUUUCUACUAGGGCUGUUCCCGAUAACAAACAAAUAUUGGUUGAUCAAGAGUAGUCUUUUAUUUCGACCAAUCAAUUUGGUUGAAAUGUUUAAACAUGUAUUUUUACGCAUAUAGACUCACCCUAUGUGUUCUAAUAAAAUCAACUAGGCUAUAAGUACUGAAAUUGUCUGAUACUUUGAGCACGCUGUUUGAUUAAAUAAUUACGACACGCAAAUGACUCAAUAGGGAGCCAGAGAUCAAGAUAGCCUAACCAGAAGAAAAAAAUAUUUUUCCAACCCUCUUCUCGUUGCUGCUGGCCUUCGCAGAUUCUGCUUUUAUAGUCCUGAAGUUGCUGGUAAUAGGCUACACCAGCGGUCGGCAACCUUUUCCAUUUGAAGUGCAAGUUUAUGAUACCAUUUCUACCAAUCUGCGUGACUGUUAUGAUUUUUAUAUGCACAUUUUCGUGGAACAGUUUCAUUUAAUUUAUAAUAGGCUUUGUAUCUCAAAAUAUUUGUUUGUGGUUAAUCUACAGUCUAUCUAAAUCUAAAUAAAAAUGAUACAUAUCUAAAAGUAACUUUUAUUGCCAUUGCCAACUAUGUAAAAAUAGCCUAUUUAAAGCCAACACGUAAAAACAUUGCAGCCUGCAGGUAGAAAAUAUCCGGAUAAAAAUAAAUAUCCUGUAAAUCACAUUGGCUACGUAUGGCCUGUCUAUCAACUGGGUCGCCUGAAACAAUUCGCACUAGCAAACUUGAAACAUUGUGUAAAAUAUUCUGGGCCCUCAGAUUUUCCAGUGCCAGUGAGCUCGGGACAGACACAGCUGUACGCUAUUUGUGCAAGGGAUAAGAAGUAAUUUGUUGAUGUUUCCACUGGACCAGAGCAUUACAUUUUUCCUUUUCAUGCUGAGAAAGGGAGAGAGCUGGAAAUAUUGUUCAAAUACUUACAGGAACUAUUGUCAUUAUCAGUUGAUUCUAAAAACAGACUUUGUUUACUUGCUGUUUGUUUGUGGUGAAGAAAAAUGACUUUGAGAAUCUCCACAGCCCAUUAGUGGUGGUGAAUUAGGACAAUCAGAAAUACUAUCAGACAUCCCCAUGUGGGCGCAUUUAUAGGCCUACAUUUGCUCGCAGGCCAGGUGGGUCAGAAUUUUACAUACACUCAAUUAGUAUUUGGUAGCAUUGCCUUUAAAUUGUUUAACUUGGGGCAAAUGUUUCGGGUAGCCUUCCACAAGUUUCCACAAUAAGUUGGCUGAAUUUUGGUCCAUUCCUCCUGACAGAGCUGGUGUAACUGAGUCAGGUUUAUAUGCCUCCUUGCUUGCACAUGCUUUUUCAGUUCUGCCCACAAAUUUUCUAUAGGGUUGAGGUCAGAGCUUUGUGAUGGCCACUCCAACACCUUGACUUUGUUGUCCUUAAGCCAUUUUGCCACAACUUUGGAAGUAUGCUUGGGGUCAUUGUCCAUUUGGAAGAUCCAUUUGCGACCAAGUUUAACUUCCUGACUGAUGUCUUGAGAUGUUGCUUCAAUAUAUCCACAUAAUUUUCCUGCCACAUGAUGCCAUCUAUUUUGUGAAGUGCACCAGUCUCUCCUGCAGCAAAGCACCCCCACAACAACAGCCACCCUCGUGCUUUACAGUUGGGAUGGUGUUUCCCUCGGCUUGCAAGCCCCCCCCCCCUUUUUCCUCCAAACAUAACGAUGGUCAUUAUGGCUAAACAGUUCUAUUUUUGUUUCAUCAGACCAGAGGACACAGAAAGUACGUUGCAAACCGUGGUCUAGCUUUUUUAUGGCGGUUUUGGAGCAGUGGCUUCUUCCUUGCUGAGCAGCCUUUCAGGUUAUGUCGAUAUAGGACUUCUUUUACUGUGGAUAUAGAUACUUUUGUACCCGUUUCCUCCAGCAUCUUCACAAAGUCCUUUGCUCUUGUUCUGUGUUUGAUUUGCACCUUCUCUCCAAAGUACGUUCAUCUCUAGGAGACAGAACCCGUCUCCUUCCUGAGCGGUAUGAUGGCUGCAUGGUCCCAUGGUGUUUAUACUUGCGUACUAUUGUUUGUACAGAUGAACGUGGUACCAUCAGGCGUUUGGAAAUUGCUCCCAAGGAUGAACCAGACUUUUGGAGGUCUACAAUUUUUUUUCCUGAGGUCUUGGCUGAUUUCUUUAGAUUUUCUCAUGAUGUCAAGCAAGGAGGCACUGAGUUUGAAGGUAGGCCUUGAAAUACAUCCACAGGUACACCUCCAAUUGAUUCAAAUUAGCCUAUCCGAAGCUUCUAAAGCCAUGACAUCAUUAUCUGGAAUUUUCAAAGCUGUUUAAAGGCACAGUCAAUUUAGUGUAUGUAAACUUCUGACCCACUGGAAUUGUGAUACAGUGAAUUAUAAGUGAAAUAAUCUGUCUGUAAACAAUUGUUGGAACAAUUACUUGUGUCAUGCACAAAGUAGAUGUCCUAACCGACUAGCCAAAACUAUAGUUUGUUAACAAGAAAUUUGUGGAGUGGUUGAAAAACGAGUUUUAAUGACUCCAACCUAAGUGUAUGUAAACUUCCGACUUCAAAUGUAUAAUGGGGAAUUGAGAGACACAGCAAACAAUGCACACAAAGUUAUGAAACAUUGAAUACCCCAGAAAGGGCGGAAGAGAAUGCAUUCUGGAGAAAGACGUGCCUUGUGCAUCAGAGCCACAAUCCCCAUAUUGUUGGACCGUAUAAUCCCUGUGGCCUCCUCAAUGGAUUAGUCCACUGAGACAGGCGCAAAUCAGACACGUGUCUUGUGUGCCAUAAUCUAUUUGCUACUGCUGGACUAAAAAAAAUCUCAUGUUUUCAAUACAGACCCCCUUUGUCAUACAGUAUUUCAUAUAAGACACCCAGACUUUAUGAAAGUUGCACAGUAUACACUUAAUCUUGUAAGAAAUCAAAUAUAUUGAUACAUAACUUGACAUUUCUGUCAUCCAUUGUGACAUUGUGGGAGGAUAACCAACCUUCCAAUUAAUGGCAAUGCAUUUCUUCGCUGCUAUAAAUGCUGAGUUUCACAGUUUCUUCUGAUAACAUUCUCCAGUAUCAACAUUUCCAAGCAAACAAAAACAGGGAGACGGGUGAAUCUGUAGACAUGCUGAGAUAAAAUAACAUUCUCUGACAGAAUUCAGCCAGCCUUCACAAGAUCAUAACAUAACAAAUAUGUUCCCUUUUGUGUUUUACACAUCCAGCAGAGGAAUUACAUUUCUGAGUGCUUGAUAUUCAGUUUCACUGGCAUAUAGUAUGUUCUAUGGAUGGUCUUAAACUGCAGUUAUUUAUGUCUGAGAUUAUAUGAACAUGACUGGGCAUUCAAACAUAUCUGUAUCCAUUCAUCAUCAUCAAUAGUGUUUCCCAGGUCUCCCUUCCCAGGUCUCCCUCACAUUUUUGUUUUGUGUCAUCAGGAAAAGCCUCUAUCAAACUUUGAUACAGUUUGGAAAUAAACUUGAAGUUUGUCAGACUGCCUUAAAAUAGUUUAAAUCUUUGAAGCUUCUG